Eubalaena glacialis (North Atlantic right whale) is the source of this 2765-nucleotide messenger RNA. It is a transcript of the gene PSEN1, whose product is annotated as presenilin 1. The transcript is spliced from 12 exons. NCBI's taxonomy places the organism in Eukaryota, Metazoa, Chordata, Mammalia, Artiodactyla, Balaenidae. Gene Ontology annotation, molecular function: aspartic endopeptidase activity, intramembrane cleaving; cadherin binding; beta-catenin binding. The record is from RefSeq and is a predicted model, not a curated record. The coding region runs from base 251 to 1660 and encodes 469 amino acids. Gene Ontology annotation, cellular component: Z disc; lysosomal membrane; neuronal cell body. Gene Ontology annotation, biological process: amyloid precursor protein catabolic process; negative regulation of apoptotic process; amyloid-beta metabolic process.
GGCGGGGCCUGGGCCGGGCAGCUCCAAAGGCCGCGAUUUCACAUCGGAAACAAAACAGCGGCUGCUCGGGAAGGAACCUCAGCUGCUAGAGGCCGGUGGUGGCGGCGAGGAAAGGACCUCAUCCAGGAGCCUGCAAGUGACAGCAGCCUGGGAGGUCCUUAGAAAGCUUGGCCUGGAGGAUAACACAUGAAAGAAAGAACCCCAAGAGGCUCUGUUUUCUGUGAAAAAGUAUUUCUAUACAGUUGCUCCAAUGACAGAGUUACCUGCACCCUUGUCCUACUUCCAGAAUGCACAGAUGUCCGAGGACAACCACCUGAGCAAUACUGUACGUAGCCAGAAUGACAGUAGAGAGCGGCAUGAGCACAGCAGCGAGAGACGGAGGCAUGGCAACUCUGAGUCGUUAUCCAAUGGCCGAGCCCCCGGUAACUCGCAGCAGCAGGUUGUGGAACAAGAGGAAGAGGAAGAUGAGGAGCUGACGUUGAAAUAUGGCGCCAAACAUGUGAUCAUGCUCUUUGUCCCUGUGACUCUCUGUAUGGUGGUGGUCGUGGCCACCAUCAAAUCAGUCAGCUUUUAUACCCGGAAGGAUGGGCAGCUAAUCUAUACGCCAUUCACAGAAGACACCGAGACUGUGGGGCAGAGAGCCCUGCACUCAAUUCUGAAUGCUGCUAUCAUGAUCAGCGUCAUUGUCAUCAUGACUAUUCUCCUGGUGGUUCUAUAUAAAUACAGGUGCUAUAAGGUCAUCCAUGCCUGGCUUAUUAUUUCAUCCCUAUUGUUGCUGUUCUUUUUCUCAUUCAUUUACUUGGGGGAAGUGUUUAAAACCUAUAAUGUUGCCAUGGACUACAUUACAGUUGCACUCCUGAUCUGGAAUUUUGGUGUGGUGGGAAUGAUUGCCAUUCACUGGAAAGGUCCACUGAGACUCCAGCAGGCAUAUCUCAUUAUGAUCAGUGCCCUCAUGGCCCUGGUAUUUAUCAAGUACCUCCCAGAAUGGACUGCGUGGCUCAUCUUGGCUGUGAUUUCAGUAUAUGAUUUAGUGGCUGUUUUGUGUCCAAAAGGCCCACUUCGUAUGCUGGUUGAAACAGCUCAGGAGAGAAAUGAAACUCUCUUUCCGGCUCUUAUUUACUCUUCAACAAUGGUAUGGUUGGUGGAUAUGGCAGAAGGAGACCCAGAAGCCCAAAGGAAGGUAUCCAAAAACUCCAAUUAUAAUGCACAAAGCACAGAAAGUGCGUCACAAGACCCUGUGACAGAGAGUGAUGAUGGUGGCUUCAGCGAAGAGUGGGAAGCCCAGAGGAACAGUCGCCUGGGGCCUCAUCACUCUACGGCUGAGUCGCGAUCUGCUGUACAGGAUCUUUCCAGCAGCAUCCUGGCCAGUGAUGACCCAGAGGAAAGGGGAGUAAAACUUGGAUUAGGAGAUUUCAUUUUCUACAGUGUUCUGGUUGGUAAAGCUUCCGCAACAGCCAGUGGAGACUGGAACACAACCAUAGCCUGUUUUGUAGCCAUAUUAAUUGGUUUGUGCCUUACAUUAUUGCUCCUUGCCAUUUUCAAGAAAGCAUUGCCAGCUCUUCCAAUCUCUAUCACCUUUGGGCUUGUUUUCUACUUUGCCACAGAUUAUCUUGUGCAACCCUUUAUGGACCAAUUAGCAUUCCAUCAGUUUUAUAUCUAGCAUAUUUGCAGUUAGAAUCUCAUGGAUUUUUCUCCUUUGACUAUAAUAAAAUCUGGGGAGGACAAAGGUGAUUUUCCUGUGUCCACAUCUAACAAAGUCAAGAUUCCCAGCUGGACUUUUUGCAGCUUCCUUCCAAGUCUUCCUGACCACCUGCACUAUUGGGCGUUGGAAGGAGGUGUCUACAGAAAAUGGUUUUGAACAUGUCAUUGUGGUGGACUGAGUCCCUCAGUGCAGAAACUGCCAGAUUUGAGGGACAAGAACAAGGCAAAGUGAUGGGCCAGAAAGUUGCUGUGGUCCCACCAGCAGGUGGACCUUUGGUCACAGGUGGAUUUUACCAACGCUGCAGACUCUCAGGACUACCAUUACCAAGAGGUUAAAUGAAAUGGUUUAAACCAAACAGGACUCUUCAUCUUAAACUACAUGUUGAAAGUCAACCUAAUAAAUCUGUAUUGAAUUCUGAACCUUUUCGGGAGAUACUGUAAGGAGAGCAGGCACCAGAGCAAAAUGGAAAGAUGGAAAGGGGCUCAAACUUUCAGAUUUUUUGCUGCAGACUUACCAUUUUUAAAUAAGACUAUUUUUCACCUGAGUCAAGUCAGAGGUGUAGGUUGAUUUUGACACUUCUUGUUCUCAAGCACUGAAGCUCAUUACCAUCUGUGGCUGCCAUUUCUUCCCAAGGCCAGUCUGAACUUAUUUGAGGUUGCUUUAUCUUAAAAGUCUUAACCUCAGGUUCCAAAUGCAGUCAUUUAUUUCUGGAAAGAGUGGAACUAUAACUCAACGAUUCCCUAUUACCCUUAGGUAAAUUCUGGAUUUUCCACCAAAUUCGUAACUUUUAGGCAUACUUGUAGGUUCACUUGCCCCCAGGUCCCUCCCUCCUUCCGUCUCUCUCCCGGUACUCCCCUCACAAGCACUUCUCCUAUACAGCGAAUAAGACAGCUCUGUUGUGGAAGCAGAUGAUCCAGUUGUUCUAGGAUUUUGCUCUGUGUGUGGUGCAAAGAAUGUGUCAUGAGUCAGUGCUAUCAGCCUUGCUGUCAUACUUUCUUAAAUAGCAAAUGCAAUGUGCCCAAAGACAGUAGGAUUAAAGAAGAGUAAGAUGGCUGGUGAAGUA